AUGAAUUGGCCUCUUAUUUUGUCACUAGUGCUGUUAAUAGCAGCAUCUCCAACAUUCAACGCCUACGAAUCCGCACAAGAAGUGGUUUUCGUUGAAAACUCCCCGCAAUUGCCAGAGGAAUCUUAUAUUGACCAACUAUAUGGGGAAGUGGUGCUGACACCAGAAUCUGAAGCUCUCAAAUUGCAACUACUUUCUGAAGGAUUGGAUGAACCACAAAAAUUGGUUUCCUACUUUGUGGAUGAAACACAAUUGGUUGGGUCGCCAUGGCAGAUUGCUCUGGCACUACAAUCAAUCACCGAGAAUCACGAUAAGGCCAAACGGCAAAGGGCCCAUGAUGGAUAUUUGAAAAUACGCCUGAAGCUCCGACUUCCAUCUGAUGACGACACUGAAGACCUUUCAGAAGUGUCUUUUCUCGGAGGAAUCAUCACUUUCGGCCAUUUUGAGUCCUUCAAUUGCUUCGACCCAAAUUUGUUCGAGAAACCUAUUGAUGUGGCCAUUGUUGGCGCUCCUUUCGAUACUGGAACCUCCUACAGACCCGGCGCAAGAUUUGGACCCGAGGCUAUCCGUCUGGGAGCUCGUAGGUUGGGACAAGGAUACACUCCAGUUAGAGGUAAUGGACCAGAUUCCAAACUCGGAAAAAUUGACCCUUAUGACCCUACUAAUCACAACUUCACGAUUAUUGACUGCGGUGAUGUUCCAAUGACUCCUUUUGAUAAUCGGGUGGCUUUAAAUCAGUUGUACAGAGGACAGAGGGCUAUCCACAACCAUACAGUCAGUGGAAAAGCAUCACUGAUUGAACAUACUAAGGUGAUUACCAUGGGUGGAGACCACACAGUAACACUUAUGGCAUUGAGAUCUGCUUACGAAAAGUUUGGAAAGCUUGCAGUAUUGCAUUUCGAUAGCCAUAUUGAUACAUGGGAUCCCAAGGUUUUGGGAGGAGGAAUCUCGGACUACAUGUCAUUGAAUCACGGUACCUUUUUGCAUUACGCAGCAGAAAAAGGAUAUUUGGCUAAGGAUCACUGCUUUCAUUUGGGCUUGCGUGCUCCUUACAUUAGUGCUGAAUAUGACAUUAAGCACGACAGAGAAUGUGGUUUUCAGACCAUUACUGCCAGAGAUUUGGACAGAUUAGGUAAACAGGCGAUAAUCGACAAGGUUAAGGAGUCUGUCGGAAAUAUGCCCGUAUACAUUUCUGUGGAUAUUGACGUAUUGGAUCCGGCCAAUGCUCCAGGAACUGGCACCAUGGAAAUUGGAGGAUGGACAGGACGAGAAUUGCUCUCAGUUUUGGAUGGUUUGGAAGGCAUCAACCUUGUUGGUGGAGACGUUGUUGAAGUGAGUCCACCUUUUGACUCCAAUAGUGAGAUCACCAGUCUUGCAGCCACGGCCGUGAUUGAUCUGAUGUUAGGAUUGAUUAUUGUUCAAGAUUUCUAA
Molecule: messenger RNA, 1428 nt
Organism: Sungouiella intermedia
Lineage: Eukaryota; Fungi; Ascomycota; Pichiomycetes; Serinales; Metschnikowiaceae
Source: the annotation of a GenBank genome assembly